This is a messenger RNA of Hyaloscypha bicolor E, 2169 nucleotides long. RefSeq lists its product as uncharacterized. The record is from RefSeq and is a predicted model, not a curated record. NCBI's taxonomy places the organism in Eukaryota, Fungi, Ascomycota, Leotiomycetes, Helotiales, Hyaloscyphaceae. Gene Ontology annotation, biological process: protein transport to vacuole involved in ubiquitin-dependent protein catabolic process via the multivesicular body sorting pathway. The transcript has a single exon. Gene Ontology annotation, cellular component: endosome. Bases 28 to 2169 code for a protein of 713 amino acids.
CUAACCUCCAAGUUGAAAAAUUGCCUUAUGGAAAACUCAUUCCCCGAAUUAGAUUCCACACCCCAUCGCGAACUUGAAGAACUUUUCCGAAAGAAUCGCAAGGCUAUAGCCGAGAGGGAAGAAAAAGCUAGUAGGUCGGGAGUCAAUCAUCGUGAGCGUGCUCGCAGGGCGCGUGCCGCUGCAACUGCUUUCAGACAGCAGAACGAGACGACACUGAAACAACUAUCGAGAGUUCUCAACUCUUCUAAUAACGGCGAGAGUUCUAACGUUAAAGAAGAACACAAGCAAGACGAGACCCAGACGACACUAAAACAACUAUCGAGACUUCUCGACUCUUCUAGAAACGGCGAGAGUUCUAACGUUAAAGAAGAACACAAGCAAGUCGAGACCCAGACGACACUAAAACAACUAUCGAGACUUCUCGACUCUUCUAGAAACGGCGAGAGUUCUAACGUUAAAGAAGAACACAAGCAAGUCGAGAUCCAGACGACACUAAAACAACUAUCGAGACUUCUCGACUCUUCUAGUAACGGCGAGAGUUCCAAUGUUAAAGAAGAAUACGAGCGGCUAAAGGAGAAAAUCAAUAUGUCGGUGGCAGGUCCUUCCGGUUCCGAUCCUCCCUCGACCCCGGGCAAGGGUAAGGAUAAAGGUCCUACCUCAAGCCCGGGCAAGGGUAAGGAUACAGAAUUUCACGACUCCGGAAUUGCUGAUAUAUCUGGCCUCAGCGAUAGUAAAAAACAUACUCCCAAUUCCGACCAAAACACCGGAAAUGGCGAAACUGUGGAUGAGCCAGCAGACAAUAGCGGACUUGGUGAUUCCGCAUUGGGUAGUACCCCGUCUUCUCAGUCUCCUCGGCCGAACCGGCCUCCUCAGACUCCCUCGCCUCCUCAGUCGAACCAGCCUCCUCAGUCGAACCAGCCUCCUCAGUCGAACCAGCCUCCUCAGACUCCCUCGCCUCCUCAGUCGAACCAGCCUCCUCAGACUCCCUCGCCUCCUCAGUCGAACCAGCCUCCUCGGACUCCCUCGCCUCCUCAGUCGAACCCGCCUCCUCAGCCGAACCAGCCGGGCCAGCCGGGCCAGUUGAAUCCAGAAGAAACAGACGUUAACGGAGAAGAGCCUGAGGAUGCAGGUUUGAUCAAAAACAACAGCCGUAACGGGGUGGUUACUCACUGGAGGAAGAAAGGAUUCUCAACUCACAUAAUGAUUCGAUAUGGGCCUCCGGGGGCUGCCAGGUACCUUCAUACUACAAGACCACUCAAAAAAUUCGAUAAACGCAAUACCCCAUGGUUUGGCCCCCAAUACAGGUAUGGAGACGAGAAGGACGAAUACGACAACUACGUGCGGACCUUUGACGAAUUUGAUGGGAUCCUGGCUGUGACUUACCGGGGUGACUUAGCGGACUUGGAACCGAAGAGGACGUGGGUAGACUCCGAAGGGGAAAAGGUAACUGAGGCCAGAAGAUUCCCAGUGACGGAGGUUUACGUUAAAUGGGUGAUUGACAACAAGGUCUGGAGGACGUGGGAGACACGAUCGUCGAUCAAGCACCUCUUCCCUAGCGCUAAAGAUUGUGACAAAAGAAUCUAUAAGGCUGCGAGAACCCAUGCCGCGGAACAUAGCAUGUGGUUAAAGACUCAAAACCAAGCGAGCGACGACAGCAGCGACGACAGCAGCGACGACGGCAGCGACGACGGCAGCGAUGACGGCAGCGACGACGGCAGCGAAGACGGCAGCGAUGACGGCAGCGAUGGCGAGUUCUUUAGUUGCGAUGAAGGGGAUGACGGCAACCAGCCACCUCAAAAGGAAGGCAAUGGCGUUAGGAAGGGGAAGGGGGAAGAUAGCAAAGAUACAAAAAAGGGGAAAGGGAAGGAGGUCAAAAAAGGGAAAGGGAAGGAGGCCAAAAAAGGGAAAGGGAAGGAGACCAAAAAAGGGAAAGGGAAGGAGACCAAAAAAGGGAAAGGGAAGGAGACGAAAAAGGGGAAGAGUAAGGAUGCCGAACAGGAAGAGGAUACUGAACAGGAAGAGAAUUCCGAACAGGAAGAGGAUGACGAUAUUGAGAAGAUGCUAAGAUAUCGAAAACGGUGGUGUGCACUUAAUGGAAUUAAGGAUGGAGCUAUGAAUAAAAAACAACAGGAAAAGUUUCUCGAUAUGUGGGAGGAUAAGACGCAAUAG